This is a messenger RNA of Coniophora puteana RWD-64-598 SS2, 4728 nucleotides long. Its product is annotated as sulfite reductase subunit beta. The transcript has 7 exons. NCBI's taxonomy places the organism in Eukaryota, Fungi, Basidiomycota, Agaricomycetes, Boletales, Coniophoraceae. Bases 363 to 4625 code for a protein of 1420 amino acids. Gene Ontology annotation, cellular component: sulfite reductase complex (NADPH). Gene Ontology annotation, molecular function: sulfite reductase (ferredoxin) activity; NADP binding; sulfite reductase (NADPH) activity. The record is from RefSeq and is a predicted model, not a curated record. Gene Ontology annotation, biological process: sulfate assimilation; amino acid biosynthetic process.
CGACGGCAAGGCGUAGGUCGACGGAGCGGCGGGAUGCGGGCACUGUGUUCCGAUGUUAGCCGAGUGUAUAGAUCACGCCGAUGCUGAGUGAGGACUAGAAUUUGGAAUGAUAGACAAUAUUUGAUUGGACGGAAUGUACGAGUGUCUCUGGUGAUCAUGAGACGGUGAGCACGCCAUAGCUGGAACGCGGGACCAGGACGGUGAAGGUCAGAGGGAAUUCGGAAUUCGAGGAACAAACAAAUAGCAUAUGGAUGAUGUGCUAGUCAGCAAUACUAGUUGACCCAGUCUGCUCUUCAGCCCAGCCAACGCUCGCCUCAGCUGCCUCCUUCUCUCCAUCUUGUUACACCCACUGCUCUCGAGAGAUGUCGAACGCGCUUUCAUCUGUAGCACGCAUCGCCUAUCUCUCCUCAGAUCUCAUCGUCGACUCCCGGCCUCCCUUCCCUUCUGUCUCGCCCUUCGCAGCCCAGUACGACUCCCUCCAUGCCACAUCCAGCCGCCGCCCGACUGUCUACCCCGUCCCCGUCGCUGGCGAUCCCGGUGCCACCCUCCUCCGCCAUGGCUCGGCAGGGCUCGCGUCCUUCACCGCGGUCGCCACGGCACAGAUGAUCAUCCGCCUCGUUCUGCACGCCGCGGAGCUCUCCUCUCUCCCACUCGUCCUGCAUCUCGCAGUCACCGACGAUCUCUCCGACGUCCUUCUCCUCCGCUCCGCCGUCCCCUUCUUCCUCGUCUCCUACACCCCACAGCAGGCACACGACAACGCCCUCCUCGCAUCCCGCCUCGCACGCAGAGAAAACAAGGCCGUCGUGCACGUCUUUUACAACUCGGAUGACCACGUCGCCGAGAUCGACUCUGACAGUGUCCUUCCCUUCCUCAACUCGGAGAACCUCUCAAAUGGCCUCAAUGGCGCAGAGCAUACACCUGGCGCUGAGCUCUACAAACUCUACCAAGCAGCAGCUGCCUCCACAUCCGCUCGCGUUGACCGCACACUUUCGUCAUUGUCCAGCUCCGGCCCGUCCACGGCCAGCUCCGUCGUCUUCCUUCUCGGCCAAGCAGAGGGCUCGAUUGAAGUCGACGAUGUCCUUUUUGCCUCCGUCAACCUCCUCACUCCCUUCACUGCCUCCCAGAUCAUCGACACCGUCCCCGAAAAAGCCGCCCGCGUGAUCGUCCUCGAGCAGGUCCACCGUUCCAACACCAAAUGGUCGCCCCUCUACCUCGAUCUCGUCGCCGCCCUCCAGCAGCGCGAGGGCACCCGCCCCCACAUCCAGAGCGCCUAUUACACAAAGGCGUCCCAGGUCACCGCCGAGUCUAUCGCCAAGCUCGUGCAGACCGUCGCAGAAAAGCCUGCAUCCGCCCCCAUCCAGCUCGGAGAUGCCAUGCCCUCGCCCUCGUGCCCGCCCCAGACCGCACCCCACGUCCCCAAGCACGAGCUGUCGUACACCAAGAUCCUCGCGUAUGUCUUUGGCCAGAGACUCGAGAUCUCCAACUCGCCAGAAAACGUCUCGUCGCAAGGCGCACACGCGACGACCCCCGAAUACGCCCUCGGUCGCGUCCGCGCCCAGGUCGAGCAGCGCGCCGACCUCAUCAAGGCCGUGCAAGAGCUCCUCGAGGCCAAGGAGACCGACGCGGACCUGCAUAAGCUUCUUAGCCAGUGGCUCCUCAAGCGCGACGACGGCACCAAGAGCCGCCCGCUCGCCGACGAGAUCGUCGCCGCCCUCGAGGCGUCCACGCCCUCUCACCCCGCCGCCGCGCGCAUCCUUUCCCUCCGCCAGUAUCUGCCUUCCCAGUCGCGCUGGAUCAUCGGCUCGGACGCUUGGUCGUACGACUUGGGCGCCUCGGGGCUCCACCAUGCCAUUGCGUCUGGUCUCGAUGUCAACAUCCUCAUCCUCGACACCCUCCCGUACUCGGCUCGCAACAGCGGCGAUCCCCACCGCCGCAAGCAGGACGUUGGGCUGUACGCCAUGAACCAUGGAGACGUCUACGUCGCCUCUGUUGCCGUGUACUCUGCGUACGCCCAGGUGCUGCAGGCCGUCAUGGAGGCCGACCGCCACAAGGGCCCGUCUGUCAUCCUCGCCUACCUCCCCUACACCACGGAGGAGACGCCCGCGCUCGAUAUUCUCAAAGAGACCAAGCUGGCCGUCGACGCCGGCUACUGGCCGCUCUACCGCUGGGACCCCUUCAAAGAGUCCGAGGGCAGGGAGCCGUUCGCGCUCGACUCCGACUCGGUCAAGAACGACCUCAAGGAGUUCCUCGACCGGCAGAACCACCUCUCGCAGCUCGUGCGCUCGAAGCCGCAGCUCGCGGCCGAGAUCGUCGGCAACCUCGGCGACAACGUCAAGGAGAUCCGGCGCAGAAAGGCCGCGGCGGCGUACGACACGCUGCUCACGGACCUCGACGCGCCGCCGCUCACGAUCCUGUACGCGUCCGACGGCGGGAACGCGGAGAAGUUCGCGAAGAAGCUGGGGAACCAGGCCAAGGCGCGCGGGCUCGCGACGACGCUCGCGACGCUGGACUCGGUGCCGCUCGAUACGCUCGCGGGGGAGGAGUACGUCGCGUUCGUGACGUCGACGGCGGGCCAGGGCGAGGCGCCGCAGAACGGGCGCCAGUUCUUCAAGGCGCUCAAUGCCGCGGUCGCGCGCGGCGAGACGCCGUUGUCGAAGCUCAGGUACAGCGUGUUCGCGAUGGGCGACAGCCACUACUGGCCGCGGCCCGAGGACGCGGGGUACUACAACCGGCCCGGCAAGGACCUCGACGCGCGGCUGGCGCAGCUCGGCGGGGAGCGCUUCGCGGAGCUCGGGCUGGGCGACGACCAGGACGCGGACGGGCCGGCGACGGGGUUCAAGGUGUGGCUGCCGAAGCUGUGGAAGACGUUCGGUGUGGACGCUGUGGAGGUGCACGAGGCGGAGCCGGCGCCGAUCACGAACGAGCACAUCAAGGCCGCGUCGGGGUACCUGCGCGGGACGAUCGCGGAGGGCCUGGUGGACACGAGCACGGGCGCGCUCGCGGAGGCGGACACGCAGCUGACGAAGUUCCAUGGGAUCUAUCAGCAGGACGACCGCGAUAUCCGCGAGGAGCGGCUCGCGCAGGGGGUCGAGCCGGCGUACAGCUUUAUGAUCCGCGUGCGCACGCCCGCUGGCGUGUGUACGCCCGAGCAGUGGCUCCGGAUGGACGAGAUUGCGGACGAGCAUGGGAACGGGACGUUUAAGCUGACGACGCGCGCGACGUUCCAGUUCCAUGGGGUGAUCAAGCGCCAUUUGAAGCCGUCGAUUCAGGAGAUCAACAAGGUGCUGCUCGAUACGCUCGCUGCGUGCGGUGAUGUCAACCGUAAUGUGACGUGCGCUGUUAUUCCGACGAUGUCGAAGCUGCACAAGCAGGUGUUCGAGUUCUCGAAGCUCGUCUCUGACCACCUUCUCCCCCGCACGACGGCGUACCACGAGAUCUGGCUCGACAAGAAGAUGGUCGCUGGCGGUGCCAUCAAGGACUUUGAGCCCCUCUACGGCGAGUUCUACCUCCCCCGCAAGUUCAAAAUCGCAGUUGCCGUCCCGCCGACAAACGACGUCGAUAUCUACGCCAACGACGUCGGCUUUAUUGCCAUCGUCGACGACAAGGGCGAGCUCGCGGGCUUCAACGUCACCAUCGGCGGCGGCAUGGGCGUCACGCACGGAAACAAGAAGACGUACCCCCGUAUCGCGGACGUCAUUGGAUUCUGCACCGUCGAGCAGGGUCCUCUGAUCGCGGAGAAGAUCAUGCUUACGCAGCGGGACAACGGCAACCGUGUCGACCGCAAGAACGCCCGUCUAAAGUACACCAUCGACCGCAUGGGCCUCGACGUGUUCAAAGCCGAAGUCGAGAAACGGCUCGGAUUCACGCUCGCGCCCGCCCGGCCGUUCGCGUUCGACCGCAACAUCGACGAAUACGGCUGGCACGCGGGCGAGGACGGCCGGCACCACUGCAUGCUCUACAUCGAGAACGGGCGCAUCCAGGACGAGCCCGGGCGCGACUACAAGACGGGCCUGCGCGAGAUCGCCAAGGUGCACACGGGCACGUUCCGCCUCACCGCGAACCAGCACGUGUGCAUCUCGGACAUUGAGCCGGCGAACCUGGGCGAGAUUAAGCGUCUGCUGGCCAAGUACAGGCUCGACGAUCUGAAUUAUACGGGCCUGAGGCUCGGGUCGCAGGCGUGUGUGGCGUUCCCGACGUGCGGGCUUGCGAUGGCGGAGUCGGAGCGGUAUCUCCCGUUGCUGGUGGACAAGGUCGAGAAGAUGUGCGAGGAGAAUGGGCUGCGCAACGACUCGAUCGUGAUGCGCAUGACUGGGUGCCCGAACGGCUGUGCGCGGCCGUAUAUUGCUGAGGUCGCAUUCGUCGGCAAAGCACCGGGCGCCUACCUGAUGCUGCUCGGCGGUGGCUUCCACGGCCAGCGCCUCAACAAAAUCUACCGAGAAAACGUCACCGAGCCAGAAAUCCUCGAGAUCCUGGGCCCGAUGAUCAAGCGGUACGCGCUCGAGCGCAACGACGGCGAGCACUUUGGCGACUUUGUCAUCCGCGCCGGCUACAUCGCCCCGACGACCGAGGGCAGGCUCUGGUACGACCGCAUGGGCGGCGAGGGCGAACACCGCAUCGCCGCAUAGUUGUUUUGUUUCAUUAUCAAUAUCAAUAGUUUCUGUUUCUGUUGUAUCGCUAAUACCAUUAUAUAGACGCAUCUCACGCAUCUCACUAUGCUUUACCAUCUUA